Molecule: messenger RNA, 321 nt
Organism: Prorocentrum cordatum
Lineage: Eukaryota; Dinophyceae; Prorocentrales; Prorocentraceae
Source: the annotation of a GenBank genome assembly
AUGGUAACGAGGCUCGACGUAAUUGAUCCAGUACGCGUCCAGUCCACCAAUGUACUUGAAGCUUGCGUUGUGAAGAAUCUCAAAGAUGAUCUCUUCAGUCUCGUCCUUGGACCUUGCCUGAACGAACGACUCGCUGCCGCGGCCAGUGCGACGACCGUCAAAAGUCACCAGGAUGACACCAACUUCGAUGGUCCUCCUGCUCCCCGAGUGCAGCAGCGUCUCGUUGAGCACCUCCCGGCCUCGUACCCGCCGCUGUGCAAGUUCCAGAAGUCGAUGGUCUUGCGGCCGCCCAUCUCCUCGAGGAACUUCGGCACGGCGUAG